AUGUCCGGUUUCGCCUAUGACGGACCUUCGUCCUCGUCCGCACCACCGCCGCCCUACUCCGUGACCGCAUCCGCCUCCGGCUCCGGUCAAUUUGGCUCCACGUCCUCGACCCAAUUCCCGCCCCCACCUACCGCCGCCGUCGCCGGUCCGUCCUCGGGCUACCCUUCCUCCUCUGCCGCCGACGGUCUCGGCAUCGUGGACUCCAAGUGGCGCCUCGCCGAUCCUAGGUCUUCGUCGGCGCACUCGCUUGCCCCGUCCGCAAAGGACCGCGACGGCGUCACCCGCCGGACCCUGCUCGUCAUCUACAUCCACGGCUUCUACGGUAACGAGUCGUCCUUUCGCUCGUUCCCCGCUCACGUUCACAAUCACCUCAAAGAAGCUCUCGCUGAGACGCACGUCGUCCACUCCAAAAUCUACCAUCGCUAUAAGACGUACAAGGCCAUCGAUACGUACAAGGCCAUCGAUGUGGCUCGUGACAACUUUAGCCAGUGGCUGGAGCCGCACGAGUCCGACUCGACUGAUGUCAUUCUCGUUGGACACUCAAUGGGAGGAUUGCUCGCGGCCGAGGUUGCCAUGAUGGUAUAA
Messenger RNA from Colletotrichum scovillei, 585 nucleotides. RefSeq lists its product as uncharacterized. Lineage: Eukaryota; Fungi; Ascomycota; Sordariomycetes; Glomerellales; Glomerellaceae. The record is from RefSeq and is a predicted model, not a curated record. The transcript has 2 exons. The coding region runs from base 1 to 585 and encodes 194 amino acids.